CCCUCGCAUAUUACCUUUAUAAGAGCCUAAACCACAGACCCAUGAGCUUCCAUUCAUUCCCAGCGUAUAGGAGAGUAUGUGUGUAUCUGUGUGUGUGUCAGUGUGAGUGUGUAGCUGACCAGUACAUACAGAUACACAUGAUGUGGAUGAUGCGACUCCACUAGGACGUGGGAACCUUCUCGAUUGGAGUAGAUUUCGGGAUCGGACCUGAUUCGGGGUGUGUGCUGUCGUGGAUCCCCAAUCUGCGACUACUGACGGGAUAUAUCUGUAUACAUAUAGAAUAAUAUCUACGUCUGUAUAUUGUAUAUAAUGCCGACACAUCUGAGAUUUCGGAAAAGGUCAUUUCUCGGGCUCUUAUUUCUCUUCUCGCUGUCCACAUCUGCGCUCUACUUCAUUUAUUCAGCUCCUGGCAUAGGAUUUUCUGGAAGAGAGCAGAAUUCAUGUUUCCUUCAAUUAUUGCAAGUCGCCCUGGCCCUGAAGCAGCAAAGCAUCCCCACACCAUCACACUACCACCACCAUGCUUGACUUUAAUGAAUACCUUUUUAUGGCUCAAGCCCGUGGCAUUCAGAUCCGUGAGAAUGUGAGGAAUAUCGGUGCUCAAGUUAUCGAGCAGGUGGUGCGCAGCGCCUACAACAUCAACGGCACAGACUACACAUAUGAGUUUAAUUUGAGCGAGACAGAUGUGCCCACCACUCCAUUCCUCCCUGAGGACUUUACGUACAUGCCGGAUCAGGUCUGCCCCGAGAAACUGCCCGCCAUGAAGGGUCGUGUGAAGGUGAACAUGAGUGAAAUCGUUCUAGAGGACAUGGAGAAGCUGCUGAAGGAGGCCGAGCCCAGUUUGACCCGCGGAGGCCACUGGAAACCCCACGACUGCCUUCCACGCUGGAAGGUGGCCAUUUUGGUUCCCUUCAGAAAUCGUCAUGAGCACCUGCCCAUACUCUUCCGUCACCUGAUCCCAGUGCUGCAGAGACAGAGACUGCAGUUUGCCUUCUACGUCAUUGAACAGGCUGGGAAUGAAGCAUUUAACCGUGCCAUGCUGUUUAACAUCGGUUUUAAAGAGGCCAUGAAGGACUUCAACUGGGAUUGCGUAAUAUUCCACGAUGUUGACCACCUUCUGGAAAAUGAUCGCAACUACUACGGCUGUGGUGAAAUGCCAAGACACUUUGCGGUCAAACUCAACAAGUACUCAUACAUGCUUCCUUAUGAGGAGUUCUUUGGUGGUGUCAGUGGACUCACUGUGGAACAGUUUCGAAAGAUAAAUGGUUUUCCCAAUGGAUUCUGGGGCUGGGGAGGCGAGGAUGACGACCUUUGGAACAGGGUUCAGUUUGCCGGUUACAAAGUGAGUCGACCACCUGGAGAACUUGGCCGUUAUAUGUCCAUACCACACCACCAUCGAGGGGAAGUCCAGUUUCUGGGAAGAUACAAGUUGCUCCGUAGAUCCAAGGAGAGACAGAGAGUGGAUGGCUUGAAUAACUUGAAUUACUACCCCCUAGUGUCUCGAAUGAGUCUCUACACCAAUGUUUCUGUGACGCUCAGUCGAGAUCUAGCCCCUGUCAAGGACUACUGACCUCAUACAAGGGACUAUGCAAGGGAGAUGCUCAUACUCUCUCACUAGCAUAGCCACAUGCUAAAGCACCAUUUUUAGACUUUUUUUUUUUUUUUCUUGAAAGAGAGAGCUGGGAAUUGCAAUAGCUCCUCAGUGCUCAAAGCAUUAUUUUUUUCCAUAAUUCUUUUUUAUUUCAGCAUUUUCUACAAUUUUUUAUAAUAUUACACCACAUUUCAUUACAUUUUUGCUUUUCGGGAAUCUAUCGUUUUCCUUUGAUACUCUUUCAUUGUUCACCUAGCAUCUAAAUGGAUCCAUUCUCAGAAUCUAAAACCCUUACCACUGGUUUCCCCUUGUCUGACCAAUCCAACUUGGGCGUGUCUUCUAAUCAGGGAGGAGGAGUCGCAUGUUUACAGCAUGUGUGAUAAAAGCUAAUGAACAAGUUAAUAUGCUGAACGACUUUAGAAUAGCCAUUGCAGGAGCUUGUGCCAGAAACAAACACAGCUGGUUCUGUGUGUUAGACUAGAAACAAAUAAUUGCAGAUGAAACUAAUUAUGAAAUAUACAAUAAAAAAGCAUGCACUGACACUUAGAUACUACUAACAUCACUAGUUGGGAGAGUGUGUGUGAGUGAUUAAGUGCUCAUGAAACAUUAUGACAUCAGCACAAAAAGCAAGUGCUUAACAAACCCAAUAGCAGUGAUUAUGUUCGUAUUGUUAUGCUAAAUUACUGCUCACUGCAAAAUGCAAAACUAAAAUUCUGGUUCAUUCGUCACUGUGGAAAUUGCUAUUCCAAACAUACUGUAGCCUAACUCUAUACUUUAAAGGAAAGUUUUUAGGAUAUAAGUCAUAGGACCUAGAAUAAGGCCAGGUGACUUGAUGGAUUCAGAAAGUGAUAUCCAUUCAAGCUGUAUGUGUGUGGGUCUAUUGAUGGCGUAAAAUACUGGGCUCUCUGUCAAACAAGCAUUUUGAAGCUUGUGUUUACAGAGGGAUUUUUUUCUUCAUUAGUUUCCACAUUAGGAGUGUUACCCAUGCCCUGCCCAUCUCAGUCAAAUGAGUGUACUUUGCAUUUAAGCAAUAUGCUGCUGCCUCUCUAUUGUAAAAUGUGUGUGUAGUCACCUUUGGGUAUUAACAAAAAGCACUGAUGAUAUAGAAAUUAUGUGUGUGUGUGUGUGUGUGUGUGUGUGUGUGUGUGUGUGUGUUAUAAAACUCGAUUCUAACUAACUAUGGCCAUAAAUGACGUUGUAUAAUUCCGAGCAUGGUGUGAUGUCAGUUAAUCUGCUGAACUUGAUUUGGACAAACCAAAUGUUUCACAGACUAAACAACUCACUACAAACUGCUCACUGGGCCUUAUUCAUGAAACAUGAGCUUUCGCAAACCAUUUCUAUGUAAAGUGAUGCAUCGAUGCGACAGUUUACUUUAAUUAAACACAAGCAGAAAUCAUUUGUCUAUAUCAUUUGUAAAACCAUUGUUUUGUCAAUUACCACACUGAUGCAACAAUUUACAUUUAUGAAACAUGCGCAGAACAAAUUUCUGUGUAAAUCGUUCAAAAAAACCAUUGAUGCAUUGAUGUAAAAAUUUGCAUUCAUGAAACCCAAGCAGAAUUAAUUUCUGACAAAAAUGUUUUUUUUAAACCAUUCACACAUAAAUGACGUUUUGAUGUAACAAUUUAUGUUCAUGAAACCCAAGCAGAGCGAAUUUCUGCCUAAAUAAUUUGUAAAACCAUCCUCACAUAAAUUGUUGCAUCAGUGCGAUAAUGCGCAAAUUAUUAACAAUUUAUGAUCAUGAAACACAUGCAGAAUGAAUUUCCAUGUAAAUCAUUCGUAAAACCGUGCUACAUAUUUGACACAUUGAUGUAAACAUUUGCGCACAUGAAACGCUGCCCUUAUGAAAUCGAGAGUUCAUGGCAAAUUUGUCACAAACUUGCCACAAAUUCACCACUGAUAAUGUUCACAUGCAAAUGAGCUUUGCGGCAAACUUGCGGCAAAUUGUCCAUUGUUGCCAAAGGUUUGCUGCAGGUUCACCACUAUUGGCAAAGAGCUGCAAACUUCUGGCAAACAUUUGUGGCGAAUCACAAGCUCAUUUGCAUGAGAAAAUAAUGAGUGGGAAAUAUGCGACAAAUUGUUGGCAAGUUUCCAGCUAGUUUGCCAGAACUCUGGAUUAUUUUAAGGGUCACGAAACACAAGCAGAACAAAUUUUGACUAAACAAUUUGUAGGGAUGUCAUAAAAUAUCAGUAUAUCAAUUAUUGAUCAGUACAUUAUUUUAUUGAUAUAUUGUUGAGGCAUCGAUAUAUUAAAAUUAGCCGACAUUUCAAUUAGAAGUCCAAUUUGCAUGCUUUCCAAUGCACUCAGUUGGCCUUUGUUUAACAGUCUGACAUAAUAGCGUUAAGAGACCACAAGAGGGUGAUGUACCAUUUACAGAAGCGCACACACACACACACACACACACACACACACACACAGGACGAGCUGAAGCAGCACAGGAGAUGGUAGUCCAAAGUUACGAAAGUUUGGUACUUCAUCAAGAAUUAACAAAGAGACGUUGAUGAGUUUGCAGGUUAAUGAAACUGGUGUAACUGCUCAAACUAAAUGAUUAGAAUGGUUUUGCGAACAGUUUACACAGUGCUUCAUUCUGCUCGUUUUUCACGAAUAAGGCCCUUAUUUUACCUCCGCACAUUAUCAUUACACACAAGUUUAUGUCGUCUAGAGAUUGUAUAGCCUUUGUAGUGCGUAUUUGUGUGAAUGUGAGUGUGUAAGUGUAUGUUCAUUAAACCACAGAGGCUGGCCCUCGUAUUUAUUCAGUCUUUUAUGAACAUAUUUGUUAUGAACAUACAUUUUUCCUAUUUCUGUCAUUUGUUUUUCUGUAACUGUGAUUCUUUUGAAGGAAACAGAUUAACAAUAAGAAAUGUGAUGUACAAGCACUGAAAUUUGUUUCGCAUGAGGUUGAUCACGUUUGUUGCUGUUAAACCGAAUGGGCUGCAUUUUUGCAUGAUGACACAAGAGAAUGAGACACUUAGAGAGACGAUUUUUAAACGAUCCCAUCCCGGAAACUGAUGGUGCUGAUGUUACAGAUAUUAGUAUUGUGCUGCCGCAGUACUUUUGUCUUGUAGCAGAUAAUUUUACAAGAUUUAUAUAAAUUACACUCUGCUGCACUGAUGCGACAUUCUCAUCAGAGUAAUCGAUCCAUGUAGCAGGUAAAUGUGAGUGUUUUGUGGGAAAUGCAGACAGAGCAGAUCACUGGUCUCCCUAAAGUCUGAUUGCCUCCGACACCAAUGAAGUUUUGCGCCAAUGUUUGGGGUCUUUAUUAACUCAUGAUAAUAAUUUGUCUUCGUCCAAAUCCUAAUACUAAUGCUGGUGUUUAUAUGCUCAUGUACAUAUGUCAAUCAAACUCUAUGUUAUUGUGGCUCGAAUUGACCUAUCACUUGGUAGAAGCUACCAAUGAGCAACACAUUAGCAUUCCUUUAGGAUUUUUUGAGGAUCAUAUGAAUAGUGGAAGUAAGAUUCAAAGGAAGUUUGCAAUGUAAUUCAAUACUGGCUCUGAAUCAGAUGUAAGACCAGCUUGAGUCCAUACUGUAGUAAAACACUGCUGCGGACCCCAUCGUUGGCACGCUACAAUCCACUAUAUAACCCAUUCUGCUCCAGCUGAAAUGACAGGGAUACUUCCCUUGAACAGCUGGCUGCCUUAAAACCUCUUAAUUUAUUCAAUAUAUAAUCAUGUUUUUUAUUUUUUAUAAACAAAUACAUUUAAAAAUGUUAAUGUGUUUAUUCACCUGUACAUAUUGUGUAGUGUGUUUUGGAGCAAAAACAAAAAAUAUCAUAAAAGUAAUUGCAAAAGUUGACUUACUAUAUUAAAAAAAGUCCUUUAUUAAUUUGGUGCCAUUUACCUCAAUGCCAUGAGCUGUACGAGCUGUGUUUAACUAUUUAAUCAUGACUGGCCUUAAAUUCUGUUUGUAGGAUCAUUUGUCAUGAUAAAGAUGCUUCUCUGUGACAUAUCAUAUUGAGUUCUCAUUAGAAAAUCUUUUGUCUGCCAAAAACAUUGUUCAAUUUCUUCCUUAGACAACCAGACCUGUACAAUAAUCUCCAAACAAGACAUUCAGUAUGAUCUAUGUAUAAAAUCAAGACAACUGAAAUGUUUUGAGAAAAUAAAAUAUUAUAUUAAGGAGAUCUGGUCUCCUUGAAAUGAAGCCAUCUGCCACUCGUACAAUAUUUCUGGGCCUUAGUGUUUGUGUAAAUGAACAUAUCUUUGAGUAGAAGCACUUUGUAUGAUGUGAGAUCUUUGUUUUUCUAUUAUUGUUGUUGAAAUGUCUGAAGUACACCAAUAAAGAAAAGUAACUUUAAGCA
Molecule: messenger RNA, 5882 nt
Organism: Myxocyprinus asiaticus (Chinese sucker)
Lineage: Eukaryota; Metazoa; Chordata; Actinopteri; Cypriniformes; Catostomidae
Product: beta-1,4-galactosyltransferase 5
Exons: 10
Coding region: 518-1567 (349 amino acids)
Biological process (GO): carbohydrate metabolic process; glycoprotein biosynthetic process
Molecular function (GO): UDP-galactose:glucosylceramide beta-1,4-galactosyltransferase activity
Source: RefSeq, a predicted model, not a curated record